Molecule: messenger RNA, 682 nt
Organism: Lolium perenne
Lineage: Eukaryota; Viridiplantae; Streptophyta; Magnoliopsida; Poales; Poaceae
Product: late embryogenesis abundant protein At5g17165
Source: RefSeq, a predicted model, not a curated record
AUUCUCUCAACUGAAGCCCACUCCCUUUCUCUCCCCCAGCACCUGCCCCCCCGUCUCUCUGUCCCACCGCUCUUUCGCCUCCUCUCUCGUCGACCGACCUUUGCAUGGCCGCAGUGGCUGGGUCCAAGGGGCGGAUCGCUGGGAACCUCUUCGCGCGCGUCCUCGCCGGCAAGGCCCCCUCCCCGAGGAGGGCGGUGCACGCCUCGGCCUACGACAAGAACCUGGACGACCAGGUGCGCCCGGCCUUCGUGCCGGACGAUGUGAUCGGCGGACCAAACACCCCGGACAAGUACUGGGGCCCGCACCCGACCACCGGCGUCUUCCGCCCGGCGGCGCUCGACGGCAAGUUCGUCCCCGGCGCGCCGCCGACCGCCACCGCGACUGCCUCGGGCUCGGUGCUGGACCAGAAGGUGUGGUACCGCCCGCUCGAGGACGUCGAGAAGCCACCACCCACCGCCUGAUCGCGCCACCAAGAACUCGAGCCUAGCUCUGCGACUCUAUCACUCUUCUAAGCUGGGCUCCUAAUUAUCUCUAGUGUGCUUGUGCUAUAGUACAGACAUGGCGUGCACCAGGACCUCUAGUAGUAAUGUGGUGUUGCUGCCUGGAAUAAGGUCGACCAGAACAUGUGUGAUGACGAUGACGAUGUACUGUCUUAAACCAGUAUAUUUCAGGUGUUUGGUAA